CAUCGCGGCGGUCUGAUCACCGCGCCCCAGCGCAGGUCAGCGCAGGUCACAGCCGCCCGCCCCAGACACCGCCAGUCAUGGCCAGCGCCGCGCGACUCGGUCUCAGUCUCACCGCCGCCGUGUCGGUGAUAGCCGUGCAGCAUGCCGGGGCGCUGCCCCCGCCGUCCGCCGACCUGGCCGCGGCAGACGUGCUGGAGAGCAUCCAGCAGCAGGUACACACCAUGCAGAGCCAGCUGACGGACCUGCUGACCGCCAUCGACACGGAGCCAACAACACCCGAGCCUACAACGCAGAAAGUCACAACACCAGAGCCAACAACACCGGAGCCUACGACGCAAAAGUUUACAACUCCCGAGCCCACCACACAGAAAGUUACAACUCCGGAGCCUACAACACAGAAGGUCACAACGCCGGGGCCUACAACACAGAAGGUUACAACUCCAGAGCCCACAACGCAGAAAAGUACAACACCGGAGCUAACAACACCCGAGCCUACAACGCAGAAAGUUACAACUCCGGAGCCUACAACACAGAAGAUUACAACGCCGGAGCCUACAACACAAAAGGUAACAACUCCGGAGCCAACAACACCGGAGCCUACAACGCAAAAGAUUACAACUCCCGAGCCUACUACACAGAAAGUUACAACCCUGGAGCCAACAACACAGAAAGUUACAACUCCGGAGCCUACAACUCAGAAGAUUACAACGCCGGAGUCUACAACACAGAAGGUCACAACACCGGAGCCUACAACGCAAAAGGUUACAACUCCCGAGCCAACUACACAGAAAGUUACGACUCCGGAGCCUACAACUCAGAAGAUUACAACGCCGGAGCCUACAACACAAAAGGUCACAACUCCGGAGCCUUCAACGCAAAAGGUUACGACUCCCGAGCCUACUACACAGAAAGUUACAACUCCGGAGCCUACAACACAGAGGGUUACAACGCAGGAGCCUACAACACAAAAGGUUACAACCCCAGAGCCAACAACAACGACGCCUACAACUCCCGAGCCAACAACGCAGGUUACAACCCCGGAACCUACAACUCCCGAGCCUACGACGCAGAAAGUUACGACCCCGGGGCCAACAACGCCGGAGCCUACAACGCAAAAGGUUACGACGCUGGAGCCGACAACACCUGAGCCUACAACACAAAAGGUUACAACUCCAGAACCUACAACACAGAGGGUUACAACGAUGGAACCUACAACACAGAAAGUUACAACGCCGGAGCCUACAACGCAGAAAGUUACAACCCCAGAACCGACAACACCUAAGCCUACGACGCAGAAAGUUACAACAACGGAGCCAACAACACCGGAGCCUACAACGCAAAAGGUUACAACUCCCGAGCCUACAACACAGAAAGUUACAACUCCGGAGCCUACAACACAGAAGGUUACAACGCCGGUGCCUACGACGCAGAAAGUUACAACUCCCCAGCCUACAACACAGAAAGUUACAACGCCGGAGCCAACAACACAAAAGGUUACAACUCCGGAGCCAACAACACCGGAGCCUACAACACAAAAGGUUACAACUCCGGAGCCUACGACGCAGAAAGUUACAACGCCGGAGCCUACGACGCAGAAAGUUACAACGCCGGAGCCUACGACGCAAAAGGUUACAACUUCCAAGCCUACCACACAGAAAGUUACAACUCCGGAGCCUACAACACCUGAGCGUACAACACAAAAGGCUACAACGCCGAAGCCUACCACUGCGAAGGCCUCUACAGUGGGACCCACUGCUGGCUCUUCCCCUCCGAGUCUGUUCAGGGUGUCGCUCCGCGGCGCUCCUGUCCUGACGUUCCGGCUCGCCCGUCUCCUGAGUGAGGUCAGCUGCGAGUCGCUGCAGCGGGACCUGAACCGGACGCUGGACGACGCCGACGCCGCCCUGGCGCUGGUGGAUGCGCAGCAGCUCGACAACGUCACCCUCGGCGCCCUGUCCGCCGGCAACGAGCGGCUCAACUGGACGCUGGAGUGUGCCGACACCGGCCGGCUGGCGCUGAGCGGCGGCGAGCGCGACUUCCUGCGCCAGCGGAUCCCGGCCGUGGAGACCACCGCCGCCGCCGCCGCCGACACCAUCGACGGCAUCGUCAGCCCGCCGACGCCGGCGCCGGCUGACGACUCGGGCUUCCGGUCGGCGACCAUCGCGCUGGGCGUGCUGCUGUCGCUGACGCUGGUCGGUGCCGCCGUGCUGGCCGUGCUGGUCACCCGCCGGAGAGCCGCCGCCGGCCAGGGACUCGACAACGACGGCUUCAACUGAGACAACAGCCGCUCCAACUGACACAACAGCCGCUUCAAUUAGACAACACGCUCCAACUGAGACUCCGACGGCCUCAACUGAGAUACCGACCGUAUCGACUGACUGUCACUCUGCCGGACACCAUCCGGUGGAGAGUGGUGUCCUUCUGUCAUCCCCUGCGUCCGCCAGCGCCUUGCAGCAUAAUGAAGCCGGUGUAACAGACAGCAUGUGUGCGACCUAAGUCGCUGCUCCACAAAAGUAUUCGUCAUACCAGUGGCAGUGUCACGCAUCGACUGAUAGCGCGCUCGUGGUUGCACUGAUGCCGCUGCUACUAUUUUUGUAAGUGCGAAUGACACCGUUUCACAAUCACUCCUUCUGUCUGUGUAAUCAUUAUCAUCUCAUAAUUCGGGUGUUCCAGAGGUCAGUGCGUGCUCUAACGGCGAUCCACAGAGCGCCGGUAGGUAGUGGUGUCAGGCGCUCAGCCGGCCGGCGCGGUAAAAGGGCACGCCGUGCGGUGUGGUGCGGAGCGUAGAUAAUGUGCAGACAGAACUGAAAUUAAAACCGAUCAGCCACGUGGAGAUGAAUUCACAACCUACGAGUAUAUCGGCUGGUGACAUAGGAUAUACGCAAUGCAAUAAUGUGUCCGACGAGCGCAAAUGCAACGUGUGUCUGUAUGUGGUUAUUCAUAUUUAAUGUCAAUAAAACAUCAGAUCAGG
This is a messenger RNA of Amphibalanus amphitrite, 2968 nucleotides long. RefSeq names its product mucin-2-like. Bases 78 to 2273 code for a protein of 731 amino acids. The record is from RefSeq and is a predicted model, not a curated record. The transcript is spliced from 2 exons. Lineage: Eukaryota; Metazoa; Arthropoda; Thecostraca; Balanomorpha; Balanidae.